AUGACCUCCUCGAUCUACACCUACACCGUCCCCACCUACCUCAAGGGCCUGGACACCCUGACUUUCAUGCUCAAAAAGGCCGAAGAAUACGCCAAAGAAAACAACAUCCCCCUCUCCGAGUUCGCCGAGGCCCGUCUCUACCCAGACAUGCUCCCGUUGAGCUUCCAGGUGCAAUGCGUCAGCAACACAUCCAAGAACUCCGUCGCCCGCCUCUCCGGCACCGACAUCGUGCCGAUGGAAGACAACGAGAAAACCUUUGAGGAGUUCUACGAUCGCAUCAACCGCACCAUCGACGUGAUCAAGGCCGUUGAUCCGAAGCUCUUCGAGGGCCGCGAGCACACGGAGUUCUCAGUCAAGUUGGGCUCGUAUGAGUCGACUUUUACCGGCGAGUCGUACGUCAAUCGCUUUGGGCUGCCGAAUUUUUUCUUUCAUUUGAACAUUGCGUAUGCCAUCUUGAGAAGUAAGGGGGUGCCUCUGGGGAAGUUUGAUUAUCUCAAGUAUUUUAAUUCUUGA
This is a messenger RNA of Aspergillus fumigatus Af293, 513 nucleotides long. Its product is annotated as DUF1993 domain-containing protein. The record is from RefSeq and is a predicted model, not a curated record. Lineage: Eukaryota; Fungi; Ascomycota; Eurotiomycetes; Eurotiales; Aspergillaceae. Bases 1 to 513 code for a protein of 170 amino acids. The transcript has a single exon.